Molecule: messenger RNA, 1769 nt
Organism: Rubroshorea leprosula
Lineage: Eukaryota; Viridiplantae; Streptophyta; Magnoliopsida; Malvales; Dipterocarpaceae
Source: the annotation of a GenBank genome assembly
AUUUUCAGGUAAAAUGGUUUAUGCUGGCGGACUACGAGCUCGCUCUGACGUAGCUGACGCCCAACAACAUAAGGUUCAUAAUAGGCUUUAUGCUGUUGUGUGCGAGGUUGGAGGUACCGGCCAAGGCGAUCGUGUUUAGGUCUCUGUUUCAAUGCCAGCUGUGUCCCAACUCCCGAGGCGCGAAGUGGUACUACCUCUCCGGGAGAGACAAGAGCCAGUUGUUCAAGAAUAUCCGGAACAAAGUGGCGAGGUGGAAAAGGCAAUUCAUUUUUGUUCGCGACAUGCGAACAGAGAGGAUAAGCAACGACCUUGCUGCCCAGCUAUCUGAAUGGCGUGUGCCCAAUGCACACGUCAACUACCCUCAAUUACUGCCACGGGACACAGACCUCAAAAAUCAGCUGCUGGACUAUGCGAGGAGGGAGAAUCUGAUAGAUCUAGACGCCCUGGUUUCCUCGGAGCAGCUCGCCGUGUUCGGGAGAUAUGAGCAGCAUUCUCGAAUGCCAACGUCAACGAGCACAGAUCUCACAAGCUCGUCCCAUCGAGGGUCCAGCUCAGCAUCUAGGCCGCGGGUUGAACACAGAGCUGAGGCUGCGGCCCCGAGUGCACGUAGGCGUGCACGCGAGGAGACUGAGAGCGAAGAAGAUGAGGUCCCCCUCGCUCGGCGCAAAACAAGCGAGGGGACUCAGCCCGCACAGGUGGCCCGUCCUGUAACUGUGCGUUCACCCAAUGCACCGUUAGCGACUGCGCAGGUAGCAGUAGAGCCCGCCUCUGCAUCGGCUUCGAUGUCGGGCCCCAAGAUUGCUUAUCCUGAGGGCUUCAGCUAUGUGCGGGCGGAGUGCCAGCCCGCCAUGGUGCAAGGCAUGCACAGUUUUGUGCCCCCGGCGGAUAGUCUACGGGCAAAAGCUUUUGUGCAGCAGCAUGGCGGCCAGGUCACCAUGAUCAAACUGAUGGAUGCAUUCAGCUACGUUGUAGCGCUCUACGAGAGCGAGCAGGAGGCUCAUUCACAGAACGGCGAGCUCGGUUCAAAAUGCAAACAACUGGCUGCUGAGAAGGCUAGCCUUAUGGACGAUGUGAAUCGUCUGCAAGGCUUUGAAAUGGCGAACCGAGCUGCGGUUGCAGAGAGUCGGGCGGAUGAGCUCACCAACAGAAACAACGAGCUCAGGGAGGAGUUAAAGCGCGCCCAUGCUGAAAGAGAGAGCGGGAUCCAGGCAGCUAGGGAGGAAGCCAUCCGGGUUGAGGAACGGGCCAAGAAGGCUGAGGCCGACAGGGACCGUGCUCAGCACAAGCUGAGCUCCCUUAAGCACCAGGUCGCCGAGGCCGAUCGGAACCUUACUGCUACUGGGGAGGUGCUGAGCGAGCUGAAGACUUCCCAUGAACACUCUGUCAGCAUCGCUCGAGCUCAAGGGGCGGAAUGGUUCGUGGGUUCGGUUACGUUUCAGGACGCCGUGGCGGUGGCGUCUACAAAUGUAACCACGGAGAUUUACAACGAGAUCCGUGGGAAGGUGCUGCAACACCGCCCGGACUUCCCAAUUGGUGAGCUGGCGUUCUUUGACGGGGAGGACCUGGACGAGCAAGGGAAGAGUCUCGCUCCCCUUGUCGAUGCCACGGUAUGGUUGAGGUGGGACCUCAACGCGAAGGGAGUGCCUGUUUGGCCUCCUCAGGUCCUUGAGGACGGGGAGGAUCCAACAAGGCUGCCCUCCUUUGACGCAUGGGUAGAGGGUGCUCCUGUAGCUGAGUAGGAGCCUUCAAGCACCCCACCCAACUCUCAG